AAUAUCAUAAACUUAUCGAACUAUUUGUUCUAAUAUAUUUUAAAAUACAUAAAACUAAAGUGUUCUUAGUGUAAAAAUAAUUGCUUUGAUUUUUAUCAUAAACUACAAAAUUGAACAUUGUUAUCUCUUGUUAUUGGUGAUAAUUAUUAAAACAGCAUCAUGUUUAAUCAACUGGGAGGAGCUACGGGCAAUCCCAAUCCGAACAACGAUCUAGAAGUCAGUUCACCCCCAGAAGACACGGUUUCAGCCCUGGAAUUCUCGCCAGCGUCCGUUCCCCAGACGUUUCUCAUCGCAGGCAGUUGGGACUGUCGGGCAAGAUGCUGGGAGGUGGAAAGUUCCGGAAAAACAGUACCCAAAGCUGCACAGAGCAUGGAUGGACCUAUACUCGAUGUGGCAUGGCACGAUGAUGGUAGUAAAGUAUUCAUGGCAUCCACUGACAAAAGUGUGAAAUGCUGGGAUCUGGCCGCGAAUCAGACUAUGCAGGUGGCGGCACAUGACGCUCCAGUAAAGACAUGCCACUGGAUCAAAGCUCCGAACUACACCUGCCUGAUGACCGCCUCCUGGGACAAGACACUGAAGUUCUGGGAUACGAGAAGCAGCCAGCCCAUAAUGGCGAUGAACCUCUCGGAGAGAUGCUACUGCGCUGAUGUUGAUUACCCAAUGGCGGUAGUUGGUACAGCCGACCGCGGUAUCUGCCUGUACACACUGGAGGGCAAGCCAGCGGAGUUCAAACGAGCGGAGGCGCCCCUGAAGUACCAGCACAGGUGUAUCGCUAUAUUCCGCGACAAGAAGACAAAACAGCCAACCGGCUUCGCGUUAGGCAGCGUGGAAGGCCGCGUGGCGAUACAAUACGUGAAUCCCAUCAACCCUAAGGAUAACUUUACGUUCAAGUGCCAUCGGUCGUCGCAGGGCAACACUGGGGGUUAUCAGGACAUAUAUGCCGUGAACGACAUAGCGUUCCACCCCGUGCACGGCACGCUGGCGACGGUGGGCUCGGAUGGCUCAUUCUCAUUCUGGGACAAGGAUGCGCGCACCAAGCUCAAGUCCUCGGAAACUGUUGAUCAGCCACUCACAAAGUGCGCCUUUAACCACAACGGACAGAUCUUCGCCUACUCAGUUGGAUACGACUGGUCCAAGGGACAUGAAAACUACAAUCCCGCCAAGAAGAACUUCAUAUUCAUGCGUGCGUGCUUCGACGACCUGAAGCCGCGGACCACCUGAGCCCAACUAUCCACUUUUUUUUCUAUGUAAUUUUAUAUGCAAACACCAUUACGGCCCACCAGUAAUAUAUCGUAGUUUGCUCUUAUAUUAUUUUUCUUUUUUUUUGUAAUUGGAGUGGCUGACAUAACGGUCUACUAAUAUCGUAUUUUGGACUCUGUUUUUCGCAUUUAGUCUCUCAUUUGGGCCGAUCUGCGUUGAGUCGAGACUACUAAAGUAGCCAAGCUCUUCCCAGAAGCGCUGGCAGAUAUAAUGGACCACCUAGUAUUGUAUUUUAGACUUUAUUUUCGCAUUUAGUCUCUCAUUGGGGCCGUUAUGUGUUGAGUCAAGACUACUAAAGUAGCCGGCCAAGCUCCUCCCAGAAGUGCCAGCAGACAACGGCCCACCUGAUAGUAUUGUUUGUUGGACUCUUUAAUUAGGCUAUCAUUUGGGCCGUUAUGUGUUGAGUCAAGACUACUAAAGCAGCCGGCCAAGCUCCUCCCAGAAGUGCCAGCAGACAUAACGGCCCACCUGAUAGUCUUGUAUGUUGGACUCUUUAAUAAGCCACUCAUUUGGGCCGUUAUGUGUUGAGUCAAGACUACUAAAGUAGCCGGCCAAGCUCCUCCCAGAAGUGCCAGCAGACAUAACGGCCCACCUGAUAGUCUUGUAUGUUGGACUCUUUAAUAAGCCACUCAUUUGGGCCGUUAUGUAUUGAGUCAAGACUACUAAAGUAGCCGGCCAAGCUCCUCCCAGAAGUGCCAACAGACAUAACGGCCCACCUGAUAGUAUUGUAUGUUGGACUCUUUAUUUAACCUCUCAUUUGGGCCGUUAUGUGUUGCCUAUUAAAGUAGCCAAGCUCCUCCCAGAAGCGCCGAAGCCUGGUGUCUUGAGAGCGACCUCACCGUUCCUAGGAUUUGUAUGCGUUGUGUGGCCACUGCAAGCGCUCUACAAUAACGUGAGCGAUUGCAACGUACACGUAACACCACUGGUGUUUCAAGCGUCCAUACGUUACCAUAAUCGCUGGUUUCUUCAAUUAGCCCCUCAUCCCAAUUGGGGCCGUUAUCCGUUGAGUCAAGACUAAAGUAGCCAAGCUCCUCCCAGAAGCGCAGAAGCCUGGUGUCUUCACAGACUUCACGGAACGACGUCAUCGUUCUGAGGAUUUGUGUAUAUGUGCGUUGUAUGGCCACAAGCAUUCCAGGAUUACGUGAACUCACACGUAACAUUCCUGGCGUUUCAAGCGUCUAUAGCCUACGGGAACCGUUUACCAUCAGAUGGGCCAUAUGCCUGGUUGCCACUUACGUGGUAAAACAAAAAAAGGAUUAGUAUCAUAACAGUGCUAUUAACAUCUCGUCCCUAUAUGAUGUUUUAUUGUAGCCCACUGGCGUUCUAGAGGGCUAAGAUAUGUUGUAACUUGUAUUUAUACUGACUUUUUAAUGGAUUUAUAUUAUUUUGUUUAAUAUUAACAUUUAACAUGUGUGAGAUCAAAAAUAUUCAGUG
Achroia grisella is the source of this 2694-nucleotide messenger RNA. RefSeq names its product protein Rae1 (gene Rae1). The transcript has 8 exons. Lineage: Eukaryota; Metazoa; Arthropoda; Insecta; Lepidoptera; Pyralidae. Gene Ontology annotation, molecular function: ubiquitin binding; RNA binding. Gene Ontology annotation, biological process: RNA export from nucleus; transcription-dependent tethering of RNA polymerase II gene DNA at nuclear periphery. Gene Ontology annotation, cellular component: nuclear pore. The record is from RefSeq and is a predicted model, not a curated record. Bases 160 to 1221 code for a protein of 353 amino acids.